Molecule: messenger RNA, 610 nt
Organism: Colletotrichum phormii
Lineage: Eukaryota; Fungi; Ascomycota; Sordariomycetes; Glomerellales; Glomerellaceae
Exons: 1
Coding region: 89-493 (134 amino acids)
Source: RefSeq, a predicted model, not a curated record
AGAGGGAUAAACCUGCGACGCAACAUUCAGCAGGGGACCACCAUCAACAGCAUCAUCCCUCAUCCCAGAGUCCAGAAGCUGAUAAGAUAUGCAGCCCAUCAUCAAGUUUGAGCGGGCAAAGAAGCGGAUGCACCUCCCACCUUACUUUCCCACUCCCAAUCACCACCAAAUCAUUAGCCCGCCGUUGUUCGGAACCAUCAAGUCAAGCCACCACGCCAACAAGAGAUCGUCAAACAAUGACACAAAUCGUGGGCUAUCGUCUGCCGCGCCGAAUCACCGCCGUUCCGCCGUUGCGCCUCAGGGUCCUUUCAACAACCCCGCCCCUGUCAGUGUCACGACACCCUUUUCUCCGUUGAGACUCUUUGUCACCGUCUCCAUCGAUUCCAAUCUCCAUGCCGUCGGUCUAGACGACGUCUCCUCCCUCCGGCAUAUGACUAGGCAGGAGGAGUCGAUGCGAAGGAGCCUCCGCGCCUGUUCCGGUCGCGCCCGAUGAGCAAGGGACCUUGCCAGUCCCUGAACUGAAGUGCAUUUGUGUCACGGCCCCAAGUCGGCGUCGAGGAACUGGGGGACUCCAACCAAAGACCUCACAACUCACCACUCUUCAAAUAAG